UACCGUCCAUCGCUCGGGUUGAGUAGUUCUUUGUGGUGUUUGGAUGCUGGUUAGUGCGUCUCUUCAUAAAGUUCAAAACUUUUUUCAUUGUGCUCCUCCAUUGUAAGCGAAUAUUCCAAUUUUUGUGAUACUUUUCUCUGUUAAUUAACACGUGAAGAACUGUGAAAUUAGGCUCAAGUGAACGGACAACGGGUUGCUUGUUCGGUAAAGAUUGUAACGAAUCGCGACGUGCUAAAAAAUGAAGCAAGUUUAGUUGAGAAAUUGUGUGACGAAAAAAUUGCAAACGUGGUUGACACAUUCAACAGCAUCUUCCAGCGCCGCCACCCGCGACUCCGUAUUUUCUUUCACCUUCUCUGGAUGGACUCCGCUGAAGAUAGUGGUGUUGGUGGAAUGAAAUAGCGGCCAGUGAUGAUUAAUUUGAUUAAAAAUAAGUGAAGUGAAGAAUAGUGUAAACAAACCGACCCCCACACUAUCGCUAUUCGGUUCGCCGGGAGGGCACCAAAUGCCACCGCCGCAAUGAUGUUCUUCCGCGGAGGCUUCAGCGUUCGGCGCAACAUCUACUCGAAGCUGAUCCUGGUGCUGAUUGUGGGGCUGUUUGUGUUGUUCUACUUCAAGAACUUGAAUGGCAACGGGAACGCGAAUAGUAUCCCGCUGGCAAACGGGCUGGUGGGAACGUUGAAUCGGGGCAACUUGCUGGCGGUGGUGGGCACCGAUGGCCAGGAUAGGAUUUUCGAGCAACUGGUGCUGGCUGACCUUGCCAAGCAGGAGAAAGGGUUGGGCGACAGGGGCAAAGGGGUGGAUCUGAAAGGAGAGGCAAAGGAGAUCGGUGAGAAGCAAUUGGCCACGAUUGCCUUGAACGAGGAACUGAGCGAACAUUUGAGCUACAACCGGACACCUCCGGAUGAGAGGCAUCCGGCUUGCAAGAGGAAAACGUACGACAUCGGUAAUCUGCCGUCCACCAGCGUUAUCAUAAUUUACUACAACGAACCAUACUCGGUGCUGGUGCGGACAGUUCAUAGUGUGCUGAACACGGCCGAUGGCCGGCUGCUCAAAGAGAUCAUUCUGGUGGACGACGGAAGCACCAACGAGGAGCUGAAGGGGAAGCUCGAUUACUACGUCCGGACGCGGCUGCCUUCGAAGGUGAAGGUCUUGCGCCAGCGAAACAGGGUUGGUCUAAUCCGAGCACGGCUGGCCGGUGCCCGAUUUGCCAAGGCAGAUGUUCUGGUAUUUCUGGACGCGCACUGUGAGUGCAUGCCCCAGUGGCUGGAACCGCUGUUAGAGCGCAUCAAGGAAUCGAGCACGAGCGUCCUGGUGCCCAUCAUUGAUGUGAUCGAGGCGAAGAACUUCUACUACAGCACCAACGGGGUUACCGAUUUUCAGAUUGGUGGCUUCACGUGGGACGGCCACUUCGAUUGGCAUGAUGUGACUCAGCGGGAGAAGGAUCGCCAGAAGGGCGAAUGUCAGGAGAAGGAUCUAGCCAUCUGUCCCACCUACAGUCCGACCAUGGCCGGUGGGCUGUUUGCCAUAUCGCGGGACUAUUUCUGGGAGAUAGGAAGCUACGAUGAGCAGAUGGACGGAUGGGGUGGGGAGAAUCUGGAGAUGUCGUUUCGGGUGUGGCAAUGCGGAGGCACACUGGAGACCAUUCCCUGCUCCCGAAUUGGGCACAUAUUCCGAGAUUUUCAUCCGUACUCAUUUCCCAACGAUCGUGAUACUCACGGAAUCAACACCGUUCGAAUGGCAACCGUUUGGAUGGACGACUACAUCGAUCUCCUGUAUCUGAACCGGCCGGAUCUAAGGGACCAUCCGGAGGUAGGCGACGUAACGCACCGGAGGGUGCUUCGCGAAAAGCUCCGCUGUAAAAGCUUCGACUGGUACAUGAAGAACGUGUACCCGGAAAAGUUCAUUCCUACGCGGAACGUGCGGGCUUACGGCAGAGUAUCCUCACAGGCAGAGAACCUCUGCCUGGAUACACUGCAGCAGAACGCCGAUAAACCCUGGAACUUGGGUAUCUAUACGUGCUUCCGCACGGAGGUAUCCGCUUCGCAGUUGAUGUCGCUGACGAAGCGGGGUGUUUUGAGAACGGAACGUAGCUGUGCCACCGUCCAGGACAAUAACGCCGAAACGAGGUAUGUGGUCAUGAUACCUUGUAUAGACGAUGAAGACAUCGAUGACACGUGGCGGAUAACGGAGGAUCAGCAGAUGAUGCACAUUCCGUCCGGGUUGUGUCUGGAUAGCAGUGAUCUGUCCACAAAAAGUUACGUCCACGUGGCACCGUGUCUUCCGAGGGUUCGCACGCAAAAGUGGGAAUUCCAGCACUAGCGUCCGCAUGGGGUAGGCGACGAACUGUAGUAUCGUGGGGGGAGAUAACAGAGAUCUGUAUAUUUUUGCUAUUUAUAAGAAGGGACACAGAUUACCUCGUUUACAGUCAGAGAAAGUCUGUAGACAACACUCUUCCCAAGAAGGGUGAAAUAAGAUGUUUUAAGAAAUGAAACGACAGCCGGGACUGUGCUGCAUUACACCGAAUGUCGAUUCCCCUGGAGUCAUCAAGGCGAGCAUUUAGAGAAGUGCCAUUCGGAAUAAGAUAUCACAGUCCAACAGAAGAUUUACCGACCGGUAUGGAAUUUAUAAGUGAGACGCAAUAUGUUAAACUAUGUAUAGACAAAAAAGCGAAUAAAACCCUUAGCUAGGUUAUUAGUUAGAUAAAGAAAAACACGGAACUGGACGAAAUAUGAGGUGCAGCAUUUUGUAACUCCUAAAUCGAGUCCAAGUUUGUUGGUAGAAAAAAAAUAUAUAUCGCGAAGUCGUCUUAAGCCAUUCCCUCCUCUUCGAUAGUAAGUGCAAGUGCGGCAUCUGGAAUACUGUGAACGGACUGACGGAGUUGAAAUUGACAUCACUAGAACUUACAAACUAUAGACAUAUUUAGUUAGACUUGGCUAGACGCAGCUCUUUGCGGAUAAACAACGCGACAAUCUCGCGAAAAAAAACAAAUUUACUUACUUAUUGUAAUGUGUAACAUCGAGCCGGUAGCAGUCGGAAAUGAAAUCAAGAGUGAACGAGAGAUAAUAAGAACUAAUAAUGUGAUAUAAUAGCGAAAACAACCGGGCCGGCGCGGUAUGAAUGAAAGAUAAACACGCGGAUCGCGAGCAAGCAUCAAGUGUGGUUACAGUGAUAUUCGAAAGGAUUACCACCAACUGCAACAAAAGAACUGCGCUUACGUAUAUAUAAACCUAAGUAAUAAGUUACUAUUAUUGCCGUCUGUCGCGCGGGUUCCUAACCGCGGAGGGAGAUUGCAAAUUAUAAUCGUCAUCGUUUCGGUCGUUAUUCGUAGUUUAUGCUUUGUGUUGCUGUGUUACGGAAGAACAGUUUUAUGGUUCACUCCGCGCCGUCACUUGUUGGACUUCAUGUUUCAUGACAUCUGACUUUUGAGCCUCAGGCGAAAUGAUUGCUUUAUUGUUGUAGGGUGUUUAAACGCCUUAAAUUGUCUGUAAGGGCAAAGUUACUUCAUAUAUGGAAAACAAAAGGGAAAAAACCUAGAUAUCAUAGGUUUAGGAUUUCCUUGAGGUUUUUGACACACCCCCAAGUAACCAUGAGGCUGAAGCAGCAUGGUUUGCUUAUUGGAAGGCCUAUGCAAACUAUUUUCCUCACCGCAUUAGAUAAAUAUUCAUCCAUUGCAAGCUUUCCACGAAUAAGUGUGAUAAAACGAGAAAGAGUUCUCCAACAAAUAUUCAUCUGGACGAAUUUAUCCAACAACAAUUGAUAGAUGUGCUUUUGCAAAAGUCCCUCAACAACUUUAAUUACUUGUCAUAAGACGAGUUUGUACAAUCCCUUUGAAUUCCACCAUUUCAUUGUAUCUUGACAGAUACGUAUUUCGACCUCAACAGUAAGGCCGUCUAGUCGACUAAGUCGAGUCAAGUACGAGACACUGAAGACGGCCUUACUGUUCAGGUCGAAAUACGUAUCUGUCAAGAUACAAUUAAGUGGUGGAUUUCAAUGGGAUUGUACAAACUCGUCUUAUGACAAGUGAGGAUAUUCCACUAAAAAGCUCAAAAUAAUUUUCUUAUCAACUUUAAUUAGUAACAGCCGAAAACGUUAAAUGGCGGAUACAAACGCAUCUCCUCCCGCACGGGGCGACACGAAAUUGUCCAAUAGUACUUAUGAAAAGCAAGAAAACGGAACCAAUUAAAAAAUAGUAAACUCAAAUGUUGCCAACUUACAAACCAACAAAUAAAUUUACGAAAGCUCAUUCUUACAAGAAGGAAUAGAAAUCGAGACUUAACUGUAACAAUAAUAUGUAGUCAUUUUGGCAUUCUCAAUUAUCUCUAAAUUAUGCUUCGUUUCGCUGGAGUACUUUCUAACACCGCUUGUUUAGCUAGUUGUUGAAUCUUAAAGUGCCACAAAAAAAAAUGAGAAAACUUAAACCAUUUAAUUUAGAUCUGUAAGUCCAAUUCGGAACAAAAAUUAAGUUAAAAUGACGAAACAUCACACUAUGUGGCCCUCAACCGUACAAUUCAGUUGCUCUUUCUUCUUAUUUUAUUACCUAAUGUUCACAUAAUCUAAGAUGAUCCUUUCAUUGGUGAUUAUGAAAACGAAACUGCUCAAAAAUCUCCUUCCUCGUGUGCGACAACUUUGAUCGCAUCAAUGAAUCUUAGAUAAAAUAAAUUGUAGUUUAUAAUAGUCAUCAUUUAACAUUAGGAUUCUUUUGAAACGGUCAGUUACAACACGCAAAUGCUUUAAAAAACCAUAAUUUACGUACCGAAGUGUUUUUUACACUUCCACAGUCUGCGAAAAACUGUUGAUUUUUAACAAAAAAAAAGUUUUAUUCUUCCAUGCAAAUAGAAAUCAUAAUCCCGAAUAGUAUAAUUGAUGUGAGUAUGGUUUAUUACUUACGAAAAUGAAUGUGAAACAAAGCUCACUUGUGGCAGACGUUAUGUUUCCAUGAAUCUGGUACAAUAAAUUGAGAGCAACUUGUUUAGGAGGAUGUAUCCACGGAUAUUAACGAUGCAAAGCAACUACAUGUGGAACUGAGAACAAGAAACAGAUAUUUUUGUUAAUAAAUUUAUUUGUUUACAUCUUUAAUAUGGA
Messenger RNA from Armigeres subalbatus, 5082 nucleotides. It is a transcript of the gene Pgant1, whose product is annotated as polypeptide N-acetylgalactosaminyltransferase 1. NCBI's taxonomy places the organism in Eukaryota, Metazoa, Arthropoda, Insecta, Diptera, Culicidae. Gene Ontology annotation, biological process: protein O-linked glycosylation. The coding region runs from base 517 to 2319 and encodes 600 amino acids. Gene Ontology annotation, molecular function: polypeptide N-acetylgalactosaminyltransferase activity. Gene Ontology annotation, cellular component: Golgi apparatus. The record is from RefSeq and is a predicted model, not a curated record. The transcript is spliced from 6 exons.